AUGGACAUCCGACUUCUCCACCCGUCCGAUAUUCCUCAUGUUCAGCAAACAAACAUCACGAAUCUGCCCGAAAACUACUUCUGCAAAUACUACAUGUACCAUGCCUUGAGCUGGCCGCAACUCAGCUAUGUCGCAGUGGAUGUCUCUCGCCCGAAGAAAUCGCCCUACGAUGCGCCGAAAAUAGUAGGAUACGUGCUCGCGAAGAUGGAGGAAGACCCGAUAGAUGGCGUUCAACAUGGGCAUAUUACAUCUCUGAGCGUGAUGCGGACACACCGACGGUUGGGAUUGGCGGAGAAGCUCAUGAGGCAGAGUCAGCGAGCAAUGUUCGAAACCUACAAAGCCGUCUACGUCUCGCUGCACGUACGAGUAUCCAACAUCGCCGCACUUGCGCUCUAUCGAGACACCCUGGGCUUUACGGUCGGCGGCACAGAGGCGAAGUACUAUGCGGAUGGCGAGGAUGCGUAUAGCAUGCGCAUGGACUUGGACUAUCUACGAGAGGAGGCGCUGGAUGCGGAGGACUCCGAUCAAGAAGAUACAGUUGGACAGGACGAAGGCGGCGAAGUCGGCAGCGCUGGAAAGGCUGGCGAGGGUGCCGAUGCGAAGCAGAAGGAGAGGAAGCGCAAGGUCAAGGUCGGCAGGCAACUGGGCGUCCAGGAGCUGGUGGAGAACAACGCAAGCUCUCAGCAGGCGAAGGCGAAUGGAGCAUCAUGA
Saxophila tyrrhenica is the source of this 711-nucleotide messenger RNA. It is a transcript of the gene ARD1, whose product is annotated as N-terminal acetyltransferase A complex catalytic subunit ard1. The coding region runs from base 1 to 711 and encodes 236 amino acids. Gene Ontology annotation, cellular component: NatA complex. Gene Ontology annotation, biological process: N-terminal protein amino acid acetylation. Lineage: Eukaryota; Fungi; Ascomycota; Dothideomycetes; Mycosphaerellales; Extremaceae. The record is from RefSeq and is a predicted model, not a curated record. The transcript has 3 exons. Gene Ontology annotation, molecular function: protein N-terminal-serine acetyltransferase activity; protein-N-terminal-glutamate acetyltransferase activity.